AUGGACGAGCAGGUAGCAAAUGGGCACACGUCUGAAAUGCUGGAAGAGAUGAUCAAGGCUACUCACCACCUGGAUGAUAUUCUUCAACGACUUUGUGACGCCAAUAUUUCAUCAAAUGAGCAGACAAACGGUCUAGACAAUGCCAGUGAAACAAGCGAGGAAGGUGAUGUCCAAUUUACCGACUGCAGCGAAAAUUUCAACAGUGACGACAUUCCAGUGACAUCGACAUCAUACUUUGAGAGCAUCAGGAAAGCGUUUCAUGGUGCUGGUGGAAAAACAUUGAAAAUCGCAAAUUCGACUGAAAGCACGAAAAGCUUAUUUGAGUCUUUAGUCGGAGAUUUGUUGAUUCGAUUUGCUACAUGUACGCGAGAAACGUCGUUUGUGUUCAAUUCUCAGCCACUCACAAUUCGUGGCGAUGACGUUGAGACAUCUUCACCACUAGAGUCAAAUUUAUCGUUCAGUGAGUUCGUUUCUCGCUUGAAGCAGCAAAUCAUUACGUGCGAUCAUAUUGUACCUACGGAACGCGCGAAUGAAGCUUCGCAGUUGGCGUUUCUGCUAUUAGAAAUGCAACAGCGACGUCUGCUGGGUGCAAUUAGCAAUCACUUUCCAUAUCAACGAGAUUCAGUUUAUUGGGUACAGAGUUAUCGUGUGUGUGAGGUUGUUGUUCAAGAAACUGAACAGAAUCACCAGUGGGGACUGCAGAUAAAGCUAAAUGUGACGUCACAUCUUCAAGCGCGAGUUGAUGAAAAGUUUACGCAAGGAAAUGAUAAUGAAAUAUCUGUCGAAAGCGAUCCACAACUCUCUUCUUGUACGCAUUGUCAGGUAUUUCUUCCGAAAACAUGUUAUUUAGGCACUUUCAGCAGGAAUGCAGCCUUUCAAACGUCAAUAGCUGUUGAGCUCGAAUUAUACGAUCCAAAGGCGGGUGAUUCACGCUCUAACGAGUCAAAAAAGCAUAGAGAUUGUGAAAACCGAAUGAAAUGUAGUAAAGCUGCGGACGAUAAUGCAUUAAGCCCGAUGGAAAUGCCAGAGAUGAUCGAAGUAUCAAUGUGGGGAUCACUUCAUGAAAAUCCUAUCUUAAACAAUCCAAGCAUAAACCCACCGGUGUCAAAAUCGAGGUUUUUUCAACGGGUCGACUUCAAAUCGCCAUUUCCAAGGAAUCGAAUUGUACAAGCUGCUUGCGGCCGCUUUCAUACCCUUUUUCUCAACGAUACAGGGCUACUUUUUGCUUACGGACACACAGUAGAUGGAGCGCUGGGUCUUGGAAAUAAUUCAGUAGAUUUUGUUGCUCAACCUACUCUGGUUGAUUUCUUUCUCAAAAAUUUAAUUAUUAUUCAAAGUGUUUCUUGUGGUGGAGAUCAACUCGCUGGAGCACAUUCUGCAGCUGUCAGUCAGAAAGGAGAACUUUACACAUGGGGAGUGGGAAUUACUUUAGGAAAUGGGACGCUUAGAAGUGCUUCGACGCCUCAGAAAAUAAACCUACCUUCGGUCGAAAGAAGAGCAGAUCCCGCUGAUGUAGCGAAACCAGUCACCAUGGCAGCCUCUGUCUCCUGUGGAAGCGGUUUUUGUGUCGCUUUGACACGUGACGGAUACGCUUUUUCGUGGGGAAAGUGGAGCAACGGUCGUCUUGGACUUGGUAGGAUACCAGUCAUUGCUCGAACUUCUCGACGACAUGGAGGUGGAGCCAUUCGAAAGCAGUUUCAGUCAUUUCAAUUGACUCCAAAAUUGAUUAAAAAUGUACACUCUGCUCAAGGAGAUUCAAAAACACUUAUACAGCCAUUGUUUUCAAGAAUCGCUUGUGGUGAUGGCCACUGCAUUGGUCUUACAAGAAGUGGUGCGCUUGUAACAUGGGGCAGAGGAAAUAGUGGCCAACAAGGCCGAGGUCUUGUUUGUGAUGCUCUUACUCCUACGCUUGUGCUUGGGGAUCGUUCGCAAAUGCGAUGGCGUGAUGUUGCCGCUGGUGAGAAUUGGAGUAUGGCCCUUUCCAUUAAUGGACAGAUUUGGUCGUGGGGUGCGUGCGGUGGCGCUGUGCUCGGGCGCGGUUUAUACGGCAGCCAAAAAAAUGCUCUUCUAGUUGAAAAGAUACUGCAGCGCCAGCAAGGGCUUCUAUCGAAGUCUAGACAAUCAGCUUUAGCGUCCUCAUCAUGCCCGAGAUUCCCUCAACUCGGGUGGAUGACGCCACAAAUGAUACCAUGUUUUACUUCAUCCGAUUGUUGUAUUUGUCGAAUUAGUGCAGGAGGUCAACACGCAGCAGCUAUUUCGUCCACUGGGGAUCUGUACAUGUGGGGUGAGAAUUAUUUAGACAACACUGAUGUGACCGGUCUCGUUCUUUCCAGCAUACCGACGCUUGUAAACUCUGGACAGCAAGUAAGAGAGGAAGAAAUGAAUAUUGAAAAUGUGAUGGACAUCGGAACCCACAGUGUUGAAGACGUGGUGUGUGGCGGUCACCAGACAAUUGUCUUGACUUCAAACAGUUUUCUUGCUCGAUCCCUGACGAAAUUGUAUCGCCAUAUCCUCGCACUGGAAAAACAUUUUGAUCAUACCCGUAUCACUGGUGUCGAUCUCAUUUUAAUAGUUUCAGGCCAGCGUCUUCUAGCUCACAAGGUGCUGCUCGCUCAGCGAAGCCCUGUAUUGCGUAAGCUUAUCCUCGACGAGGAGCAACAGUACGGAAGUCAACGCACGGCGAGUGAUGGUGAUGAUAUAAUGGAGCUUUUACUACCAACGCUUCGAGUGGAUGUGGCUCGACCAUUGCUGGAAUAUAUCUAUACGGACGACUUUAAAAUAGAAGCGAGCAAGAAGUCGUACUACUUGCUGCACGACGUGCUACGAGCUUCGAAACUAUACAAGCUUCCUAGUCUAGCUCUGCUUUGUCGCCAGCGAAUAUUGUCGACGUCUCCAUCCUCCCUUUCCGGUACUUCAGUUUCUUCUCCUGGUGUGAGCAAUGAAGGCAAUCUGAGUGAUACAAACAGCGAAGAAGAUGGCGAAACGACUGACCAAUAUGGUAAUACUGAGGUCACUCGUACGCUCAAUGACGAUAUGAAGUUCGCUCUAAGUGACCCGAUUUUAGCUGAUACGAUACUUAUAGCAGAAGAACGCAGUAUUCUUGUGCACCGUUACAUGCUGAUUGCCCGAAGUGAAUAUUUUCGCGCCGUGCUUGAAUUUCGUCGUUCCACAGCGCAGAAGGUGCAAAUUAUGCAUGCUGAGAAGAAAAUGGCAGUCGUCCAUGUAGAAGACUCGUAUGCUAGUAUUGUGCGAGUUCUUCGCUUCAUUUACUUCGAUCAAGUUACUCUACCGAAGCUCAAACAAAAAGACGCUGAUGCUGUAAGCAUUUCAUUAAAGAUUCAUGAUGAGUGUGACAGCGAAGCCGAUGUGAACGAUCAACUCUUGGAAGAUCUUGUAGCUGCGGACAAGUACGGAUUGGAGCGAAUGAAGCGACUAUGCGAACAUGCGAUACGUGUCAAUUCAAAGAAUUGCCUUGAAGUGCUAGCAGUAGCCGAAUUAGUACAUGCCGCACACCUGAAGCAAGUCGCGAUGCGAUUUGUGCAGAAUAAUCUUGCAGAUUUUAUACUUCGACAAGACGAGUUUCAACGAUUUCGAAAAGACUUCCCUCAAUUGCUUGAGGAAUUAUAUGCCACUCUGCGCGAUGCAAGUCGAGACGAAUUUCUCCUGCAAAAAUGGCAUGCGGACGUAGUCAAAAUUUUGGCUGCUCAACGCGAGGAAAAAGAAGUGCAAUGCGUAAAAGCGUCGGAUACUGUAAAAAUUCCAUGGCUUUCACUGUGCUUAGCUAUAGCGUUUGGCACUUCCUACUUGUCUGUCAUGCAUGCUCAAGAGUACGAAUAUUCAUCGGUUCCUGCUACCAACUUGGUGGCAAUUGUCACUCUUGUUGGCGCUAUCGUGAUGGGAUACAUAUGA
This is a messenger RNA of Plasmopara halstedii, 3909 nucleotides long. RefSeq names its product E3 ubiquitin protein ligase. Gene Ontology annotation, molecular function: protein binding. Bases 1 to 3909 code for a protein of 1302 amino acids. NCBI's taxonomy places the organism in Eukaryota, Oomycota, Peronosporomycetes, Peronosporales, Peronosporaceae. The transcript is spliced from 5 exons. The record is from RefSeq and is a predicted model, not a curated record.